CAUACCGUUAACGUUUUACCUGAAGCUUCAUGUAAAAGGGCUCGUUUUGAUGAAGCAAUGGAACGGAGACAUCUCUUUGAAGAAAAUAAUAAUAGUGUCAAAAACUCGGAAACGACUGAUGAGAAGAAAGGUUUCCUUAAGAGGGUAGUGGUGUGUAACAGUAAUAGUGCCUCAAAUAAUGGAAGUAUCAGUGGAAAGGAUAAAUUAUCAAUAAUAUCAUCUACAUCUUCAUUGACCAAUACUUCAAAGAAAACAAAUGACUCUCAUGUACGAUCGUGUGCUCGUUUCCCACUUUUACAAGAAGCCAUCAAAAAACAGAGUCAAGAAAAGAAAGCCUCAGAAUCUGAAAAGAAAACAUCAUCAAAGUCAUUAUCUGAAUCAUCAUCUACCUCAAAAGGCUCACGGGCCAAUAAAAAGCAUCACCAAAGUGCUCGAGAUCGUCUUUUCAAGAGUCUUAAAGGGCUCAAAAAGAAUUCCGAAAUGGUCAGAUAUUCUUCAAAUUACAAUGGAAUGUCAUCAUUAAAUAAAAAACUACCCUUCAAAACCGGAUCACCCUCUAAUGGCAUGAGCUCUUCUGCCUCGAAUGGACCUUCCAAUACUCCAAGUCCUAUAUUAUCUCGAUCAACUGUAGAUUCACCAGCAUCGACAUCAACUCCACCACCAUCUGGACUGAAAGCCACCAACAGUACAGAUGUUAUCAUGAAAGAAUCCACAAAAGAAUCUGAAGACUCAAAGUACAAAAAAGCUGAUCAAUAUAUGUUUGACGACGAUACUGAUAAUGAAAUUGAAGAGAAGGAAAAUUCAAUGGCAACCUCGGAUGAUGCCAGCUCAAUUAUUGAACAAGAUUUCCGGCCAAAUGAUCCACCCAAGAUUGUUGUGGGAACCAAAAGUGAUGGUGAAAAUUUAAUCAAACCAAAAUACGUUGUUAGACCAGCACCAUUACCGGAAGAUUUAUCGGAUGAUGAUGAAACUGAGGAAGGGAACUGAGGAAAUAUUUCUGAUGCAAGUUUGGAUGCUCUUAAAAGAUGUACAAAUAUUGUACAAAUAAGCGAUCUCAAAAUGAAUUGAAUAUAAUUUUUCUUAGUAAUCCUCUUCUCUUUUUUGAUUAAAUUCAAAAGCUUGAUUGUAAAUUAUUAAAUUUGUACAUCAUGAAUAUUUUUUGGUAUCCCAUUACCCAAAAAAUAAUUGAUACAUUAAACAUUUACUGUUAUUAA
Messenger RNA from Tetranychus urticae (two-spotted spider mite), 1214 nucleotides. The record is from RefSeq and is a predicted model, not a curated record. NCBI's taxonomy places the organism in Eukaryota, Metazoa, Arthropoda, Arachnida, Trombidiformes, Tetranychidae.